Helobdella robusta is the source of this 1317-nucleotide messenger RNA. RefSeq lists its product as hypothetical. Gene Ontology annotation, cellular component: Cul4-RING E3 ubiquitin ligase complex. Gene Ontology annotation, molecular function: protein binding. The transcript has 5 exons. Lineage: Eukaryota; Metazoa; Annelida; Clitellata; Rhynchobdellida; Glossiphoniidae. The coding region runs from base 1 to 1317 and encodes 438 amino acids. The record is from RefSeq and is a predicted model, not a curated record.
AUGGCUUAUGGAAUGGUUAACAGGGUUAGGAUACCUGGCUUCUAUUAUGAUGAAGAAAAGAAACGAUACUUCAAGAUUGACAAAAAUAAAUUCUCUCAUACAAAGAGCGUCAUUAAUAAAGAGCGUCUUUCUUCUUUGCGAACUGAAAAAAAACGUUUAUCAGAUUUGAAAUUGUUUUCUUGUGCUGCAAGGAAAGGUAAUACCAAUAUUAAAAAUUUUGUAUCUCUACUUGAGAGCAGAAGAUAUGGCUUUAUGUCAACUCCUACACAAUUUGUCCACAAUGUAAAUGAAUCAGCUAUCUCUUCAAUCAACUACUGCUCCAGUAACUCAAAAUUGUUGCGACAGUAUGAUCUUUGCAAUUCUACUAAAAUUUCAUUCAACAAAUCUGAUGACUCCUUCGUUGUCAUUGAUAAAUAUACUGGAAAUUUUUAUUCUGUAAAUAUUGAUCCAAAAAAGAAUAAAUCAUGGAAAAAUGUGCCUAACUACUCUUUAAAGAAACCCAACUUUGAUUUAAAAAUAAUUUCACAUCAAAGAUUACAUUGUAAAGUUCUUGAUUUUUCCUGGCUUGAUGAUGAGAAUGUAAUAGCAUUCGGAGUUUCUUCUGACUUCUCUCCAAUUAGUAAAUUGAUCCUACAAAGCAAACACAGCAACGGCAUUAACAAUGAGUACAUCUUUCCUUACAGAAUGUUCGGUGGUGUGGUCGAUUCAGAUGUUCGUGCUCUUGCAUUUAGUCUUCAAUCCCGUUUGGUUGUUGCCCCUGUCGAAGAGAGACUCUUCUGUCACAGUCUAAAUAACAAGUGGGAAUUUCCUUGUUCACCGUAUAUCUCAAUGGACUUUUCCAAAGAUGGAAAUGUUUUGUACAUCGGAAGUGAAAGAGGUAAAAUCAACUUUUUGGAUCUUAAAGCUGGAAAAAUAUGUAGAUUUGUACAACAUAAUUGUGAAACCGGAAGAGAUAUGUCUACAUCUGUAACAGACAUGUACACUUCAUGUGAUGGCUUUUAUUUGUUAUUUGGGUCCUCGAAACAGAUUGCCUUGCUAGAUAUCAGAGUGGGAAAAGUAGUUCUAGACUAUGCAGGGAUUUCUCGUUCUCACAAAUCACAACCAGUUCAUGUUGACGCAAAUGAGCAAUUCGUUUCCUCAGUUGGAUCAGACGGAUAUACACACAUUUGGGACUUCAAGACAGCACGGAAACUUCGCAACAUUCCACCACCCUCACCUGUUCACUUGGAUGCACCAGCAAUUUCUUUCAUGCCUAAAAACGAAUUACCCGGUCUAAUGAUGCUGCAUCAAAACAAUUUUUAUGCUUACAUUUCUUAA